Messenger RNA from Melampsora larici-populina 98AG31, 2568 nucleotides. Its product is annotated as family 1 polysaccharide lyase. The transcript is spliced from 15 exons. Gene Ontology annotation, molecular function: pectate lyase activity. Lineage: Eukaryota; Fungi; Basidiomycota; Pucciniomycetes; Pucciniales; Melampsoraceae. The record is from RefSeq and is a predicted model, not a curated record. Bases 261 to 1451 code for a protein of 396 amino acids.
CCUCCUUCAUCAUUACUUCAUCCAGUCUCGACGUAGCUUUCUCUCUCUAGCAUCGCUCAUCUCACCAAUUCUUCACUCCGGUCUACUUUACGAUCUUUUUCAUCUCUUUCAUUGAGCGUCUUUAGUUUUUUAUUCUCGUAUCUUUGCUAUUCUAACAGUCAAUCCUUUUUAAGAACACAACCUCAUUUUCUUCAUUAUUUUUAUUCGGACAUUUAUCACAGCAAGUUUUUGGAUUCAAAUCAUACCAACCUAGGACAAAGAUGUGGUCGAUUAGCUGUACAAUUUCUCUCGUAGCUUUCUUGAUUAACUUUGUCGCAUGCUCAGGGCAGGGUCAACCAUUCGGUUUUGGCGCCCAAACUACCGGUGGUGGUAAUGUUACGGCACAAACUCCAAAUUCCUUAGAGCAGCUCGUGUCAUGGCUGGCGGACUCUGUACCAAGAGUGAUUCUUAUUGAUCGAACUUUCGACUUUAGUGAUUUAGAGGGAAAUGUUACUGAAACAGGAUGUGCGCCUUGGCCAACUUGUUCUUCUGGUAAUCAAGUUCAGCACGCUAGGAAUGUUGUUGGUUGGUGCGCACAACAUUGCGAGGCUGGACGCUCGCUAGCUGUUCACUACCGUAAAGCAGCCACCACACAGAUAUCGAUAGGAAGUCAUAAAACUCUCCGAGGUGUUGGAAAUAAAGGAAUCAUCAAGGGAAAGGGAUUCCUCGUCUUCAGACAAAACAAUAUCAUCAUCCAGAACAUCCACAUCACCUACCUCAAUCCGCACCUUGUAUGGGCUGGUGAUGCCUUGGUAAUGAACGGAGCUUCGAAUAUAUGGGUUGAUCAUUGUACAUUCAGCUACAUCGGAAGACAAAUGAUCGUCGCAGACCUCGAGAACAAUGUGGGAAUCACUUUGUCCAACAAUCACUUCCAAGGCAAAACAGAAUGGUCAUCAAAUUGUUAUGCUAAACAUUACUGGACUGUACUAUUAUCCGGUCAUGGGGACACCAUCACGAUGGCCAAUAAUUGCUUUGACCAAACGUCUGGACGGAGUCCAAAGCUUGGUGGAACUACAGGGCCUCGGGUCGAUUUGCAUUACUACAACAAUGUACAUUUCCAGGGCAGAGGUCAAUCUUUAGAAAUCGUUACAGGUGGUCAUAUGCUAGCAGAAGGAAACCUAUUUCGAGAUCUUUCUAUAGACUACCCAGAGCAAGCCCAAACUGAAAUAGGAGGCCAUGGAUAUGUCCCUUUCACUGCUGAUGAGGCGGCCAAAUGUCAGGCGUACCUUGGUAGGCCUUGCGUUCAAAAUGCGGAAGACAACUCGAAAGGUCAACCUAGUCAAGUCGUCUUUGGAAAGACAUUGAGUGUCUUGACAGAUUUUGAGGGAGUGAGCUACAUCAAGGACGUUAAUAUCAGACCUGCAUCUGAGCUAGUCAAUGGUCCACCAGGUGGAUGCGGAAUCGGGAUUUAAACCAUUCUGAUAUCUUGAUUUAUUUAUUCUCAGAUGAUUUCACAGACGCUGGAUUCUGUAACUCCUAUAAUUGUUUAUUUUCUACGGAAUACCGGACUUUCCUUUGUUAUAAAAAUUGCUCAAGUAGCUAAAUUUAUAAGUUUACUCAAUCUCCAAAGAUUUACAAUUAUUGUAAUCGUUUGUUCAGUUCAAAAUGUAGGCAAAUCAGUCAAACUUGCUCAGAUAUGAAGUUGCAAUACUCUGUUUCUCACUAAGCAGAAUCAAAUGCUCAUCAAUGUCUCAGGUAUAGGAUCAGAGACACAUUUACACCUCAAGCCUCCUCAGAAAGGAGAGGACUUACAUGAGCCAAGAACUUGCAAAAGUUUUGUCUGCGUUCGAAGUUUUUGACAAUCAGAAAGGUCUUGGUUCAUCCAAUUAAAACAUCAAGGCCUUACAAUAUAUGUUCAAUCUCAAAAUUGAUUAUCUUUAAAUCAUACAAUUAUACAAUACACAAUAAAUAAACAUUGACUUUUCUUUUUUAGUCAUCCCUGCCUCCCCUGCCAACUUUUUUUUGUUGAUCUACAACUUAGCCAAACCUUUUCCAUUACUUCCACCAAAUUGAUUGAUCCACCAUUUAACAGGUCCAACCCAUCCAACUUGACUAACGACUUCAAACCAAUCCAUCAUGACUCUUUGUCUCACCUCUAAAUCUUGAAUUUCGAAAACUAAUUGAUUUAAAAUUUGACAAACUUUUAUAAAUUCAUCUUGAUUUUCUAUAAACUUUAAAACUUCAAUCAAGUUUUCGUAUUGGUUUUCGGUUUGAAAUCGUUUGAUGAUAUGAUUCCAAUUGAUUUCUUCAUUUAUAGUUUGAAUCAUUACUUUAAGUGUUUCUUUUUUUAGUAUUUCAUUUGUUUGAUCAUUUUCAGAGUGGGUUCGAUUGGUCUGAUUACUUAGUACUAAAUCCAUCAUCCGAUCCACAAAUUUGAUAAUUUGGUCAUCAUCUUCUCUUAGUUUCCUAUGCUUGACUAUAGAUAUCAAAACUUUCCAAGCUGAUUGAAAUUUCAAAUCAUCCUUGCCAUUAUUUAUAUCGCCAUCACCUCUACUUUCAACUUCUUUCCAAAGUUGGUCCACUACGUUU